Molecule: messenger RNA, 1215 nt
Organism: Lycium barbarum (goji berry)
Lineage: Eukaryota; Viridiplantae; Streptophyta; Magnoliopsida; Solanales; Solanaceae
Exons: 5
Coding region: 146-1015 (289 amino acids)
Biological process (GO): ribosomal small subunit biogenesis
Source: RefSeq, a predicted model, not a curated record
UCACCCAUUGUUAUUUGAACUCACUAAAAAGAAAAGGGGAUAAAUUAGAGGGGAGGAGUUGGAAAGAUAAGAUUGUUAGAAGGACGUCGUGAAUUACGGUCUUUAUAUCCAUUCGCACAGCCAUCUGUUCUUGUCCAAAAGAAGAAUGAAUUUAGUGAGAGGUUGCGGUCCCAGGAUGUGGUGGAGCACAAAUUCCACUUUGCUACCUAUUUCUAGCAGUAGGAUUUCCUGUCAUUGCUUCUCAUUCCCAUUUAACCCCGACCCACUUUCCUCUACUUCUCUACCUAGAGGGGUAUGUGCCAACAACACAAAUCCUGUUCUGAAUCCUCUAGUUUCUUUCGAUGAUGAUGAUGAGGAAGACCUGCUGGAUGAUGAUGAUGAUGGGUUUUUCGACGAGUAUUUUGAGGAAGAAGCUGAGCUUUAUGUUGGGGAUGGAUCAGGAGGAGGAGGAAUAUCUCUGGCUGGGACAUCAUGGGACAAGAAAGCAUUAGAACUUGUGGAAGAAGUUGCUCUAUCAUUUGACGGGGAACUAGGAAUUUAUGCCUUUAAAACAUUGAAAAAUGCCAACAUUCGAGUACGAGUAGAGAGACUUACAAAUAAGUCAGGUUCACCUAGUAUGAUGGAUAUUGAAGCUUUCUCAUCAAGAUAUAGAGAAAAGCUUGAUGAAGCUGAGGUGGCUGGAUCUAUUCCAAAUAACAUACAUUUCGAGGUAUCGUCUCCGGGUAUUGAAAGGGUUAUUCGUAUUCCCCAAGAUCUUGACCGUUUCAAGGACCGUCCUAUGUAUGUAAAAUAUGUUAGUGAUGAAGUGGCUGAGGGUGGAUCGUCAUCUGAAUAUGAUGGUGUUCUCAGGCUUGUCUCCUUCAAUCUGGAAACUUGUAUUUGGGGCUUAGCAGAUGUUAGGUUGAAUAGAGAAAGGGCAGGAAAAGGAAGACCUCUAAGCAAAAAGCAAAGAGAGUGGCGUUUGGAGACACCAUUUACGUCCUUGCGUUUAGUCCGUUUGUAUUCUGAAAUGUAGAAAAUUGUGGAAGUUCAUAUAUAUUUAGUCACAAAGGGUUCUGAGUUCUCCUUUACUCGAGAAAUUCAUUAGGGUACAAGAUAUGGAAGUUUGUAAGAAAUUGGAUUAUAACAUUUUCAAAAAUAUGUUUAGCAUAUUUAUACGUUUUGCUACUCAUAAUCUGAGUCAGCUAUUGCUUAAUAUCCAUUCUUGUUCAAAUC